Messenger RNA from Suillus subalutaceus, 663 nucleotides. RefSeq lists its product as uncharacterized. The transcript is spliced from 4 exons. The record is from RefSeq and is a predicted model, not a curated record. NCBI's taxonomy places the organism in Eukaryota, Fungi, Basidiomycota, Agaricomycetes, Boletales, Suillaceae. The coding region runs from base 1 to 663 and encodes 220 amino acids.
AUGAUGCUGCCGCUUGUACUGUACGACAUCCUCUCCGAGCUACCAGGCAAUAACUGGUCAGCCAACCCCGCAAAGCCGAGUCUUCUGCGCCCCAGGUUCGUUUUGAGCUACAAGGAACUUCCAUUCGUGACCAUCUGGGUCGAAUACUCGGAUAUCUCCAUCGCUAUGAAGUCCAUCGGUGCAAAGCCAAGCAAACGCCGAAAUGGCUCGGACGAUCCCAACACUGGAUUCGUCGUCGCCGACUCGCUGGCGAUCGCUGAGUACCUGGAUAAGACCUAUCCAGAGAAGCCGGUCAUACCACGCGGCGCCAACGUUCUUAUAGGGUUAUUCGAGCCUGCAUAUUGCAGCGUUGCCUACGGAAAAGCACGCUUGGAACUGCUCGGUGAAACGCGCUGGGAGGCCGUGUCAGAAGCGAACGUAGAGCAGCAGUGGGAAGACUUGAAGAAGGGUCUUGAUGAGAUCGAUAAAUGGUACCAGAAAAGUGGCGGGAAGUGGAUUAUGGGGGAUACCUUCUCGUUCGCGGAUAUGGUGGUGGCUUGCAGAACGAUGUGGUGGAAUAAAAUCUUCGACGAAGAACAACUCCGGGAACUCCAUUCUUGGAAUGGCGGACGAUGGGCGCGUGUCUUGGCAGACGUGAAUGCAGAGUGCAGUACAGAUCUGUGA